AUGAUCCACCUGGGCAAUCAAUCAACUAAAACAACAACAACAACAACAGAUAACGAUAAUGAAAUUUAUUCAUCAGCGAAAUGUUUGAAACAAAUCGAUGAUUCUAAUAUACAACAAACGGAAGAAACAAAACAUGAUUUAACUGAUGAUGAAGAAUCAGAAGAAGCUGAAUUAUUAUUGGUUUUACAUGUUUCAAAAGUCAACACAGAAGAUAUACCUAAAAUAGAAGAUCUUAUUAAUAAGGUUCUACCAAUUGAAAAAAUAGAAAAACUAGUUAUAUUAAAAGAAUUAGGAUUAAAUUUAAAUAUUCUUGAUGAAUUUAAAAUGAUUUUAUUAAGUAAUCAAAUUAUUCAUAUUAUUCAAAAUAUAUAUUUUAAAUUAACAAAAAGACAAAUUGAUACAAAGGAUUUAAAACAAAUAGUUAAUGAUAUACAUAUAGAAAUUGUACGAGUUACACGAACAACUCUAUUAAGAGGUCCAUCUUUACCAUCGGAAUUGUUACAAUUGGAUUUAUUAACAGUAACAUUUCAUGAAAGUAUGCAUACUAUAUUACGUGAUUUAGAAAAUAAUUAUAAUUUAUCUACACCAAUUGAUUAUAAAGAAGCUAAGGUUGAAGAAGCUGGUGUAUAUAUUGAAAAAUCUAUAUUUACAUGUUGUCCAGAUUGGAUAGCAAUAUAUGAAACUAAAAUUAUAUCUAUUUCACAAAUAAUUUUAAUUUUAAAUGCAUUAAAAGAAGAUCAACCUAUAUCAUCAUUCUUACCACAAGGUCUUAAAUUAUAUACUAGAAAUGUUUCUACAAUGGCACUGAAUAUAACAUCUCUUGAUUUUCAACAACCAUGGGAAGUUUAA
This is a messenger RNA of Rotaria sordida, 849 nucleotides long. NCBI's taxonomy places the organism in Eukaryota, Metazoa, Rotifera, Eurotatoria, Philodinida, Philodinidae. The record is from the annotation of a GenBank genome assembly.